AUGGCCGACCCAACCCCCAAUUCUACGCCCCAGAGGCCCCGCACAGGCUUCGUGAUGAAUUCCAUGGUCCUGAUGACCGUAACCCGUGUCCCACCCGCGAUUCUCUCCUCGCAUCUCGGAAUAGAUUCGCCCAACACCAGAACAUUUGUCGCUGUUCAAACCGAGGGUAAUGUCGCCUUUGGGACUAAUUUGCGCCAUCGACCCUUGCCUACUGGGAUGCCAGCCCCCAACGUUCAUGUCUUUGACUUCGAUACGGUUCUCGUAAGUGAUCUGCGAGCUGCGAGUGAUGCUCGUCGCGCGGCGGCAUUGGCUAGAGAACAAAGGCCGGCCCCGACUGCUGCUCGCGCGGAGGCACCAACUACAACUCUCGCGGAGCAAAUGGCUAGGGAACAAAUGCCGACCCCGGCUCCUCAGUCUGAACCGGAGCGUCCAGCGGUUGAUCGCCUCCGCGUGGAGUUGUCUGUGUAUGAUAUCAUACGAGUCAUCACUACAGAAAUAUUUUCGGGCGCGAAUUAUAUCAUCAUCGGGUUUUUAGCGGUUCUGGGUGAAAAAAAAGGAGAGGAAAAAAAAAAAGCGUAUGUGCACAUGUCUAGCUGUCUACAGUAUACAUGUGCUAUGGCUAAAGACGAAAAUCACGAGAUGCGUAAAAAAGAAAGGGGAGAAAAAAAGAGUGUGUAUAUUCAUACAUUUGCUGUGACGGUUUAG
This is a messenger RNA of Morchella sextelata, 705 nucleotides long. RefSeq lists its product as uncharacterized. The coding region runs from base 1 to 705 and encodes 234 amino acids. NCBI's taxonomy places the organism in Eukaryota, Fungi, Ascomycota, Pezizomycetes, Pezizales, Morchellaceae. The transcript has 8 exons. The record is from RefSeq and is a predicted model, not a curated record.